CGAGCCCGGGGACGCGCUGGCCGCGCCGGCGGUGGGACGCCUCUGUCCCUCUCCGGUCUUUUACUCCCGGCUCGGGGACGAGGAGGCCCCAGAAGAACCUUGGGAUGGACGAAGAGGGAGUGCGGCAGCCCUCCGGGCCACCCACGAGGAAGAAGUUCUUCAUACCACUGGAUGAGGAUGAGGCCCCUCCUGCGGGGUUCAAGCCCUUAUUCAAGUCCACGCGGAGCCUUCCCACCACGGAGACCUCAGCCCAGGCCGCCCCUCAGACCUACGCUGAGUAUGCCAUCUCGGGACCUCCAGGAGGGGCUGGGGCUCCACACCCCACGGGGCCAGAACCCCUGGCAGGAGAGACCCCCAACCAGGCCCCCAAAGCGGGGACGAAAUCCAGCAGCAUCAUUGUGAGCCCCCGGCAGAGGGGCAACCCCGUGCUGAAGUUUGUGCGUAACGUGCCCUGGGAGUUUGGCGACGUGCUUCCCGACUAUGUGCUGGGCCAGAGCACCUGUGCCCUGUUCCUCAGCCUCCGCUACCACAACCUCCACCCGGACUACAUCCACGGGCGGCUGCAGAGCCUGGGGAAGAGCUUCGCCCUGCGGGUCCUGCUCGUCCAGGUGGACGUGAAAGAUCCACAGCAGGCCCUCAAGGAGCUGGCUAAGAUGUGUAUCCUGGCUGACUGCACCCUGGUCCUUGCCUGGAGCCCUGAGGAGGCCGGGCGGUACCUGGAGACCUACAAGGCCUAUGAGCAGAAGCCGGCGGACCUCCUGAUGGAGAAGCUGGAACAGGACUUCGUCGCCCGGGUGACUGAAUGCCUGACCACCGUGAAGUCUGUCAAUAAAACCGACAGCCAGACCCUCCUAACUACUUUUGGGUCUCUGGAACAGCUCAUAGCUGCAUCCCGAGAAGAUCUGGCUUUGUGCCCGGGCCUGGGGCCCCAAAAGGCCCGGAGGCUGUUUGAUGUCCUACACGAGCCCUUCUUGAAAGUGCCCCGAUGACCCCAGCCGCCAGAGAGGCCCUCGUUGUAACAAUAAAGCAUUUUCCAGG
This is a messenger RNA of Panthera uncia (snow leopard), 1038 nucleotides long. It is a transcript of the gene ERCC1, whose product is annotated as ERCC excision repair 1, endonuclease non-catalytic subunit. Gene Ontology annotation, cellular component: nucleotide-excision repair factor 1 complex; nucleus; ERCC4-ERCC1 complex. The record is from RefSeq and is a predicted model, not a curated record. The transcript has 10 exons. Gene Ontology annotation, biological process: UV-damage excision repair; meiotic mismatch repair; nucleotide-excision repair. Lineage: Eukaryota; Metazoa; Chordata; Mammalia; Carnivora; Felidae. Gene Ontology annotation, molecular function: damaged DNA binding; single-stranded DNA binding. Bases 105 to 989 code for a protein of 294 amino acids.